AUGAGAGAAGGCAAGCCCCAAGCUCCAAAUGAGGAGCAGUCCAAAUACAAGCGUUCUGAUGAAUCUGCAGAACACUGCCUUCACGAACAUCGAUCAAAGAAGCGUAAAGUUGUAUCAGACGCGCAAACCCUAACUCUACAACCCCAUCUCGAUUUUCCGACUGUGAAUAGGUUUGCGCCAAUUAAUUCCUCGUCGUCUCGAAGGCGAAGGAGAAAUCGGUACCGAAGCAGAGAGCCAACUACUUUAGAGAGCAAUCGCAGUUGGGUCUCAAGUUCUCAUGAUCCCGCCGCUUUUGCAGAUAGACUUGUGUUGGUUUCGUAUAAUAUACUUGGUGUAGAGAAUGCCUUAAAGCAUCCAGACUUGUACUCUCAAGUUCCAAGAGAAUUCUUGAAGUGGGGUCGCAGGAAGCGGCUCAUAUGCAAGGAGAUCAAACAAUAUAACGCUGGCAUCCUAUGUUUUCAGGCAGUUACAAGCUAUAGUUCUAGAAAACAUGUACUUUUGAUCUAUAGUUUCUUUCAGGAGGUUGAUCGUUUCAAUGAUUUGGAUAGCCUUCUCCAAAAGGACGGCUUUAGAGGUGUCUAUACAGCACGCACUGGUGAAGCAUGUGAUGGCUGUGCUAUGUUCUGGAAAGAUGAGAUGUAUACACUGUUGCAUAAAGAACAUAUCGAGUUCCGGAAUUUUGGUCUCCGGGACAAUGUAGCUCAGCUGUGUGUCCUACAGAUCAAUGACCAUCAAUCAGAAAAAGACACAGUAAUGCAAGUGCACGGGAUACCAGCAAGCCAAAGUAGAAGAUUUGUGGUUGGUAAUAUACAUGUGCUUUUCAAUCCAAACCGUGGAGAUAUCAAGUUAGGCCAGGUUCGACUACUUCUACAGAAGGCUCAUAAGUUAUCACAAGAAUGGGGCAGCAUUCCUGUUAUAAUUGGAGGGGAUCUGAAUAGCAUUCCAGAGAGUGCCAUGUAUCAGUUUCUGUCCUCAUCUGAGUUGGAUAUCCUGCUGCACGACCGCAGAAAGAUUUCUGGACAGCUUAAACGACCAGCACAGCAGAAACACAUCAGGUUCCCGAUUGAGCAUUCGAGUUGGAGUGAGGAAGAACUAAAGCUAGCUACUGGCAGAAAAGGAGUGGCUCAUCUUCAGCAUCAGUUGAAGCUUUCUAGUGCAUAUGCCAGGGUUCCUGGGAGCAGCAUGUCAAGAGGCCCUUGUGGAGAACCAUUGGCAACCUCCUACCACUCAAAGUUUAUGGGAACUGUUGAUUACAUCUGGCAUACGAAAGAACUUGUACCACUUAGGGUUCUUGAAACCUUACCCCUUGACGAUUUAAGGAGAAACGCAGGUCUUCCUAGUGAGAGAUAUGGAAGCGACCAUCUUGCUCUUGUGUGCGAGUUGGCAUUUCUAGAUGAUGAUGAUUACUGA
Messenger RNA from Linum trigynum, 1410 nucleotides. The record is from the annotation of a GenBank genome assembly. Lineage: Eukaryota; Viridiplantae; Streptophyta; Magnoliopsida; Malpighiales; Linaceae.